AGCGCUGAAGCGGAUUGAAUUGUCCUGAGCUGAUCGGAACCGGGGAAGAAGGAGAACAUCUCAACAUAGCCAAGAGGCAGACAGAACGACAACUCAUUGAUACUUGGCCAUGCACUACCAGAGAGUUGCCUUGAAUUUUACGCUUGCCCUGGACUUUUGUACAGAGGGCUGAUGGAAACGCAUCACUCCACACUGCUGAAGAGUUUGAUUUUUAAAGUCAACCCAUCCAUAGGAGCAGUUAUCUUGAUUCUUUCAGCUGAGAAAAGUCUUCUGAUGUUCUCCACAACUGUGAUGAAAACAAAAGCCCCUCCAGUGAGAAACUGAACUUGUCUAUCUGAAAAAUACUAUCUACAGGACUUGUCAUGUCUCCCUUUCUUCGUAUUGGUUUAUCCAACUAUGACAGUGGCCCUUACCUGCCAUCCCAGGGGGAAGUGAUUAACCCUUACUGUGCUGUGAUGGUUAAAGAAGCAGUGGAAUCAGAAAAUGGCCAAGUGUACGUGCAGAAGAAGCCCACCAUGUACCCGCCCUGGAACAGCACUUUUGAUGCCCACAUCAAUAACGGCAGGGUCAUGCACAUUGUCGUCAAGGACAAAAGUGCUGAAAUGGUUUCAGAGACGACGGUGGAACUCAAAGUGCUGGCAGAGAAGUGCAAAAAGAGCAAUGGGAAGACGGAAAUGUGGCUAGAACUGAAACCUCAAGGRAGAAUGCUGAUGAAUGCAAGAUACUUCCUGGAAAUAAGUGAUGCUAAGAACAUCAUUGACUGUGAGACCGAAGGCUUUUUCUCCUUGCACCAGCGGAGGGGCGCCAUCAAACAGGCCAAAAUCCAUAAUGUCAAGUGUCAUGAGUUCACAGCCACCUUCUUUCCGCAACCCACCUUCUGCUCUGUCUGUCAUGAGUUUGUGUGGGGUCUGAAUAAACAAGGCUACCAAUGCAGGCAAUGUAAUGCUGCCAUCCAUAAAAAGUGCAUUGAUAAAGUCAUAGCGAAGUGUACGGGAUCAGCAAUCAAUAGCAGAGAAACAAUGUUCCACAAGGAACGGUUCAAAAUUGACAUGCCUCACCGCUUCAAAGUCUACAACUACAAGAGCCCCACUUUCUGUGAGCAUUGUGGCACACUCCUCUGGGGCCUUGCGCGACAGGGUUUAAAGUGUGAUGCGUGCGGCAUGAAUGUGCAUCACAAGUGCCAAACAAAAGUAGCGAACCUCUGUGGAGUUAACCAGAAACUAAUGGCUGAAGCUUUGGCAAUGAUUGAGAGUACKCAACAGGCUCGCUGUCAACGUGACACUGAACAGAUCUCUAGGGAUGGACCUCUUGAAAUUGGCUUCCCAGUUCUUAUGAAGGAAGUGAUGCAACUUCAGGCAGUACCAGCUUCUACAACAGGAAAAAAAGAACCACAGGGCAUCUCCUGGGAGACUCCAGUGGAGGACACAUCGAAAGGAGAGCCUCUCAUAGAGCCAGAUUCAGGAGGAGAACAGCCCCAGGAGCAGCAAGGACACCAAGUCCAAAUAAAAUUAACCAUUGAAGAUUUUGUCCUGCACAAGAUGCUGGGGAAGGGAAGUUUUGGCAAGGUGUUCCUCGCCGAGCUGAAGAACACCGACCAGUACUUUGCCUUGAAAGCCUUGAAGAAGGAUGUGGUGCUGAUGGAUGAUGAUGUCGAAUGCACGAUGGUGGAAAAGAGAGUCCUCUCCUUAGCUUGGGAGCACCCRUUCCUGACUCACGUCUUCUGCACCUUCCAGACUAAGGAAAACCUCUUUUUCGUAAUGGAAUACCUUAAUGGAGGAGACCUCAUGUUCCAUAUCCAGAGCUGUCAUAAGUUUGACCUUCCCAGAGCAACGUUUUAUGCUGCUGAAAUCAUAUGUGGUCUGCAGUUCCUCCAUUCCAAAGGGAUAAUAUACAGAGACUUGAAGCUAGAUAACGUGCUCUUGGACAGUGAGGGGCACAUCAAAAUUGCCGACUUUGGGAUGUGUAAGGAGAACAUGUUUGGAGAUGCAAAGACGAGCACUUUUUGCGGGACUCCUGACUAUAUUGCYCCUGAGAUUUUGCUGGGGCAGAAGUACAAUUCCUCCGUUGACUGGUGGUCCUUUGGUGUCCUCCUGUAUGAGAUGCUUAUUGGCCAAUCUCCGUUCCACGGUCAAGAUGAAGAGGAGCUUUUCCAGUCUAUCCGCAUGGAUAGCCCAUUUUACCCUCGCUGGCUUGAAAAGGAUGCAAAGGACAUUCUAGUGAAGCUUUUUGUGAGAGAACCUGAGAGGAGACUUGGAGCGAAAGGGAACAUCCGCCAGCAUGCCUUUUUCCAGGAAAUAAACUGGGAAGCUUUGGAAGAAAGAAAGAUGGAGCCUCCUUUCAAGCCUAGAGUGAAAUCUCCGAGUGACUGUAGCAAUUUUGACAAGGAAUUUCUAAAUGAAAAACCCAGACUCUCCUGUGCUGACAGAACACUGAUUAACAGCAUGGACCAAAAUAUGUUCAGCAACUUUUCUUUCGUGAACCCUAAAAUGGAGAAGAUAUUUUCCUGAGAUCUGCCUUACCCAGGGCUUUCCUUACUAAAGGAAUUCUCUGUAAUGGCUUGAGUAACACUGUCAACUGAUGACUGUACAUGGUGGAUUUUACCAAGGACUCACUAGAAAAACACAUCAGUCAAAGCUUGCACCAUGCCUGGAGCUUUUCAYCUUGUUCCAGUCUGUAGCAGAUGCCAGCCACUGUUCGCCAACGACAAAGCCUCUUCAUGUAUCUUUGGUCUCUCUUCUCUCUUUUAUGGGUGUUUUGGCGAUUGAGAACAUUCAAAAAGGAGGAGAUGCACAGCUAGUGGGUCUCCCUGUCAGUCAAACUAAACAUAUUCCAACUUCCAGGAAUGUUGUUGGUGCUUAGUCUUGCAAUUCCCACCACUUUCUACAAGAUGAGAGAUGAGCUGAAGGCCUGAAGRUAUCUGGGUAUAUUUCACAUUGUCCUGGAAACUGCCACUUGCGCAUGAGCGGAAUGGUUCAGAGUAAAAGAUGGAUUCAGCUUUCUGUAAUUUUAUCUUAAAACUGCAUCAGAAAUGAGGACGAGAUUUCCGUAAAUCAUUGUUCAUGAUUGACCUUCAUCAUACAAUUGGCCUUCCUUCAUUUCACUAGCUUGUUUUACUUGGAAGGAAGUAAAUCAGUCCUUCCAACAGCUGAUAGACUUUGUAUUGCUCUAAAUGAUGUACCAACUCUUUGGCAUGCAACACAGACAAGUCAACAAGUGGCACCCAGCARCCAGAGGGCAGGACAGCACACUGGGUGAUCUUAGCCCUCUCCUUCCACCUCAUGAUGUUUUGUUCUCCUUGUGAUCUGUGGAAAUACGGAUCGCCAAACAAAUAAAAAACCGUAGUUGUGGUCCUUUCAUAGUGAUAGCCUCUUAAAUAAAGAUGCACUGAGGCUGGAGAGAUCUGGAAACACCCAGUUACUGCUUGUCACUGACAGUCCGGUUAAGUAUUGGGUCAAAACCCAACCCUYUAGAAAGUCCAAAUCAAAGGAUUCUGUAAUAAUUCAGACUUGGGCGGUCUCUCUGAUGUUA
Nothoprocta perdicaria is the source of this 3528-nucleotide messenger RNA. RefSeq names its product protein kinase C theta (gene PRKCQ). Lineage: Eukaryota; Metazoa; Chordata; Aves; Tinamiformes; Tinamidae. Gene Ontology annotation, molecular function: ATP binding; diacylglycerol-dependent serine/threonine kinase activity. The coding region runs from base 363 to 2507 and encodes 714 amino acids. Gene Ontology annotation, biological process: protein phosphorylation. The record is from RefSeq and is a predicted model, not a curated record. The transcript has 20 exons.